GUCUCAUCCUACUCUGUGCGAUUGUGGCUACGUACCUGCAUAUCAAGGAGAACGUCCAUGACAAUGCGCUCACACUUGUGCAAGACUCCCUGAUUGAUGAACUACCUGCAUGAGGAGGGAUCUGACUGGACACUUCUAUUCAUUCCCCACCUUACAACUUCGUUCUGUAACCGUAAUUUUGACACUUGAUUGGAUGGAAAGAGAGGAGAAGGAGGGGUUGAGGUUGAGGUGGAGUGCGGGCAACACACCAAAACCCUGAUUGGUGUAGCAACAAUCAGAAAUCUCUGCAGAGCAGUCCUGAUUCUAAGGCAUCAUGACAAGAAGAAGAUAGGAUAUGGUUCUUCUCACUAAAUGGAGUGAAAAAACGUUGGUCUGAUUGUCUCGACAGUCUGGAUAUUUAUUGCGGGAGUUGGAGCGAUUUAUCUGUUUGGAAGAGCACUGAAGAGUCGAAAAGUCUGGAGAACUUGGAACGGCUGAGGUCCGACAGUGGAAUAAAGAAAUGGGCUUACAGGACAAGAAACAAUGCACCUGUGGACUUCGGUAUUAGAAUGUUGUUAAUUAUGCGUAAUUGAGUCAACAUUCUGAAGUGCUUGUGAGUGAGCUUCUGUAUAAACAGUGCUGUGGCACAACAGGUGAGUGAUCUUACCUGUUAAGUUGUACAGUAUAACAUUAUCACAGGGAGUGCUGCCAUUGUGUAAGAACUGAUAAGACACAGCUUAUAGACAGUGCGAGAUUCAAUAUCUAACUAGCGGGCAAAGAACAAGUCAUUUAAAGGAAGUGACUCAAGAUACCGUCACUAUAAGAAUUUUAUUGGAGACUACGGUCUUCAUGUAAAAUCCCAGUCGAGGCACUUGAUGUGAAGUGCAGUCUUUCAAGUUUUUAAGCAGACCAGCACUUGACAUUUACUAUAAGAUCACCUCUUAGGUAAGAGUUUAGACUUCAGACGGAGCAGUGUUUAUGGGUGGGGAAAACUGCCCAAGAAAGCUUACAGCCAAAAUGGCUUUAGAUAACAACCGAUAUGGACUGUCAAGGGGCUGAAACUUAUCGAGGACACACUCCGGCAGAGACGUGUAGGCAAGUUUAGCUUGACUGCCAUGGCUAACAUUACAGACACUCUGGACAACAUCACCUUUCCAGAGGUCGGGGUGGUGGAACGAGUCCUUGUGCCCAUUUUUGACACUCUCAUUCUGGCCACCGGCAUUUUGGGACACUCCUUGGUCAUCGUCAUCUUAUCCAGGAAGCAGAGGGGAUGUGGAGGUAACGGGGCGAGGGCUGCAGGGUCGUUGGGGGGGCAGGUGACAGACAUCCUCCUGCUGUCCCUCAGCUCUGCUGACCUGCUCCUGCUCAUCAGCCUGCCUUUCCACACUGUCGCCAUAGCGACGGGCCACUGGCCGUUCGGCAGCGCCAUGUGCAAGCUGAUGGGCUUCCUGGGAGCCGUGUGCACCUCGGCGAGCGCCUUCACGUUAGCCGCACUGGCCGUGGCGCGCUACGUGAUCGUGGUGAAGCCCACCACGGCGUACCGCUGGCGCAGGGACGUCCGCAUCAAACUGGGCACCGCCGCUCUCUGGCUGCCCGCCAUGGUCCUCGCCGCUCCGCAGCUCACCUGGCGCACGUUAGACUCCGGCAGCAACGUGAACCGCGAGCUACGAGACUACUACACCCACUACCAGGACCUGGUGUGCUUCAACUUCCUGUCCCCAGAGGGCCAGCUGGCGUACGGAAUGUGCCACUUCCUGCUGGCCUUCAUGCUGCCGCUGGGCGCCAUCGCUGUGGCAUACGGGCGGAUAUUUCUCUACCUACGGCACGCCAGGCAGCAGCAAACAACGGUGGACCGGAUGGAACGCUACCAGAGCCAGGUGACCCAGACGUCUGCGCUGCUGGUGCUGGCCUUUGCCUUGUGCUGGCUGCCCUCCUACGCCUUCAUGUUCGUCCAGCUGGUGGGAGACAGCACGGUGACCGGGAACUCGCCGCGGCACGGAGGGUUCGCCACCUUCGCUCGGGUCAUGGCCACCUCAGCCACCGUGGCCAACCCCAUCCUGUACGGCUUCAUGUCACGCAAGUUUCGGAAGGAGCUGAAAGAGAUGGGCCAGAGCGCCUGCAAGAACCGACUUGGGUGACGAGGGAGGGAACCACUAGCCUGAUUAUCAUCGACUUUCAAAUCUCUUCGAGACUCGGUCUGACCAAGAGCAUAACAAUUAACAUUUCCCAAAUAGCAUGGUCAACAUGCCUCCCUUGGUUUGCUAAUGGUUGUAUGCUUCCCGACAAAGAGGGAGGAGUAGCCGGAUUUUUCGGGAGCCCAGAAACAAUAUUGUUUUGCCCUUUGCCCGACUAGAAGCAACGCUGAAGUUGUUGCAUCACUACGAGGGCACGGCCUGACUAGGGAACCACAGGCAAAGUAGAAGUCUUCCACAGACAUUACUUUAUUUCCGGAACAAAAGGAAACAUUGCCUGCACUCCUCUGACAAGUGAGCUGCACCAGCAAGUACUUGUCCAUUUUGCACAUCAUUUAGUACUAACUAGCUCCAACUAAUUACAAGAAUAUGGAUGCAGGAUUAUUUUUUUUUGUUUUUGUUUUGUUUAACUGGGAAACUCCAACUCCCAUUGUCAUUGUGACACAG
Messenger RNA from Engraulis encrasicolus (European anchovy), 2618 nucleotides. Its product is annotated as somatostatin receptor type 5. Gene Ontology annotation, biological process: positive regulation of cytosolic calcium ion concentration; immune response; calcium-mediated signaling. Lineage: Eukaryota; Metazoa; Chordata; Actinopteri; Clupeiformes; Engraulidae. Bases 1095 to 2117 code for a protein of 340 amino acids. Gene Ontology annotation, molecular function: C-C chemokine receptor activity; C-C chemokine binding. The record is from RefSeq and is a predicted model, not a curated record. The transcript has 2 exons. Gene Ontology annotation, cellular component: external side of plasma membrane; membrane.